Messenger RNA from Blepharisma stoltei, 1686 nucleotides. NCBI's taxonomy places the organism in Eukaryota, Ciliophora, Heterotrichea, Heterotrichida, Blepharismidae. The record is from the annotation of a GenBank genome assembly.
AUGACUGAUGCAAAUAAUCAGAUUGAUGAUCUCUUACAAGCUCUUCUAUCAUUAGAUACCCAAAAGUUCAGACAAAUUCUCCAAAGCCAACUCUUCGAAAUUUGAGAUCUAAAAACCUACAAUGGAAACAACAGUGAUCUAUAUUUAGUUUUUCAUGAAAUUGCGAUUUCUCUAGUAAGAGAACCAGUUGCAAUAGACUAUUUUCAGCAAGCUGUUAUAGAAGUAUUAUAAAUUUAGAUAAAUACUCGCUAUCCUGACCAAAAUAUCGUCAAAAAAAUGCUUGAUCACCCUAAUCAUGAUGAUGGGAAAACUCCUUUGCAUGUAGCAAUUUUAACUGGCCGAAAAGUAAUUUCCAACUAGAAAUUAGCCAGAAUUUAUAUUGAUAAUGGAGCUGAUUUUUCUUUAAAAGACAAUCAAGGCCAAAGCGCCACACAUAUUGCAGCUUCAAAUGGCCAGCUAGCACUUUUGGCUUAUUUUUUUAAAGAAUUGCAUAUUCCUAUAGAUUUAAGGGACAAUACAGGAAAAACACCUUUACACAUUGCAGCUUUAGAAGGCCAAGAACAAAGCGCAGGACUUUUAAUAGCAGUUACAACUGAUAUGAAUUUAAAAGAUGAUGAAGGUCACACACCCCUUCAUUUAGCAGCCAUUUCAAAAUCAUACAGAAUUGUUAGACACUUAUUAAUGAGAGGAGCUUCCAAAGAUAUAGUAAAUAACGCAGGCUCUACUCCUCUCAAAAUCGCUGAACAAAUAGGCUCACCUACACAAAUCCAAGAAGUCUUAGAAAAACCUUGCAUUUUAGCUCAUAUAAAUCCUAUUCGGCCACCGAUACAGCCUAUAAAAAACUCUCGAAAAACCUUUAUCUUUUAUAUAGCUGUUUUUAUUAUCCGAUAUUUUUUGAUUUUUAUGUGUAUAGUUCCAUUUGUUCACAUUCCAGUUGCUGCAUCAUCUUUUUUGAUUUUUAUGUUAACUUUAAUUACUUUCGCAGCGUCCUCUGGUAUUGAUCCUGGAUAUGUAAAAAAGGACUCUGAGAUGAGUUUGGUGGAUUUAUAUGAAAAGUAUAAUGGAGAUUUUGUGUGCCCUUAUUGCGAAGUAAAGAGACCAAAAUCUAAUAAGCAUUGCCAGCACUGCAAUCGUUGCGUCCAAAAAUUUGAUCAUCAUUGCCCAUGGAUAAAUAAUUGUGUAGGAGCUAGAAACCAUAAAUGGUUUUUUUCGUUUUUGUUUUUUAUUGAAAUUGAUUUUUUAUUUCAUAUGGCGAUAAGCCUCAUGCUGCUUUUAGAUGCGUAUGGAGAUGUGAGCGAUGAUCCUUUGUAUGAUAAUCUCAAUGAAAUCAAUCAAUUCUGAGAAAUUUCUCUAAUUAUUAUUUUUUCUGUAUGUGGAAUAGCAUUUCUAUUAGUUUUACCGUUAUUUUAUGUACAAGUUGUCAAUCUAUUAAGCAAUACAACAACACAUGAAAGGUUUGCCUUUAAGAAGUCAGCAAGAAAAUCAGGAAAAAAUCUAGAUUCAGAUACAAGCUCGAUGCUGCUACCAUCUGAAGAAAAUGAUCUGACAACAAUGAGUGGAAUUUCAGCCUAUGGUGUAAGUGAAGUCACAAUUAAGCACACUACAAGCUGUUGUUUUUGUUUGAAGAGAGAAAAAACCUUGACGUGGAGUGAAAUGAAUGAGUUUGAAGAGCAAGAAAAAGUGUAA